This is a messenger RNA of Didymosphaeria variabile, 819 nucleotides long. RefSeq lists its product as uncharacterized. NCBI's taxonomy places the organism in Eukaryota, Fungi, Ascomycota, Dothideomycetes, Pleosporales, Didymosphaeriaceae. The record is from RefSeq and is a predicted model, not a curated record. The transcript has a single exon. Bases 1 to 819 code for a protein of 272 amino acids.
AUGGACGUAGGAGUGCUGCACUUCGGCGACCUAGACUGGCUCUGGACCCAGAAAAUAGCGAAUCCCAACUCACCCUACGAAUUCGCGGGGUUCACUAUGGGGGAGUUCCCUGAGAUCUCAGCCGUGAAUUUCUGGUUGAUGGCCGGGCCGGAGAAUCCGCUUGUUGCGCGGGCGCACUACAUCCUACUCAAGCUUUGGGAAGGCAAGACAAAUACGAAAGGCGCGUCGAGGCAUCCACUUGUGAGUCAUGUUCCGUUGAUGCGGGUGCCGCAGGAAGUUGUUGUAGAAGAGGAGGGCAAGGGCAAGAUGGUAAUCAACGACGAAGCGAUGACGGACUACGCGGUGCAGAUCCAAUGUUUGGGUGCUGCGCAGCGAUGGUUGGAUGUGCAAGACGGUUGGAAUGGUCCGAAGUACGUGCGCGAGAAGUGUUGGUUUUACAGCAUGAUCGAUCAAACUUACGUGCACGAAACAUUGACCAAUUGGACGAGUAAGAAGCAACAUGAGCUUUUUGCUUUGUCUCUACCGGGGCAUGAAGAGCAGGAAAGCGAAGAUCAGAAGCUUGCAAGAACGAUCGUGGAGAAGGCGGUUGCUGAGAGCUGGUGCAUGAAACUCGGGCAUGGCUUCUCGGCGAAGUUGUUUGGUGCAGCCACUUUGGGGAUGUUGUGGAGGAAGCACAGUGGGACAGAUUGUCAAGAAGGGACAUAUGGUGGGUGGCUGAGGUGGGCUGAAGUGAAUUGCAAGCAGGACAAGACGCCAGCACCGUUGGAUAUCCCGUCGUAUGAGCCCACUAUGACGGGGCGAUUGUUUGAGUUCGAUUAG